AUGCGCCCGUUUUUAGAUGAGGAUAAUAUCCGACAGUCACUUUUAUCUCAACCCGAGGAUGAGCCUCUCAUCGCGAGAUGGAGAAAAUCAGCUGGCGACUUCCUAAGCUCUCGAUGGGGUCAUUACCUCGUCCUUCUUCUGGUAACGAUAGAUGUCUGCUGUAGCUUUGCAGAGUUUCUCGUCCAGCUUCACGUCUGCGAGUUGAAGCAGAACGGUUAUAGGGUGGGCCAUGAAUGGGCCCUCAUUGAGGAGGCUUUAGGUGUCACUGGUCUAGUAAUCUCAUGUUUAUUCAUGGUGGAGUUGAUCGUGGCAGUCCUGAGCUUUGGAACGGGGUACUUUUCAAACUGGUUCCAUAUUUUCGAUUCUACGGUGAUCCUCGUCGCAUUCAUUAUUCAGGUCUCACUUCGGGGAACGGAAGAAGAAGUGGGUUCGCUUGUCAUCGUUUUGCGUCUCUGGCGGGUGUUCCAAAUUAUCGAGGAAUUAAAGUCUGCCAGUGAAGACACUAUGGAGCAAUACGAGGAGGAGAUGGAAAGGCUUCGACAAGAGAAUGCCAGUCUUCGCCAAAGGCUGAAUCAAACUCCGGGAGGAAAUGAAGAUUCAUAA
Molecule: messenger RNA, 603 nt
Organism: Penicillium subrubescens
Lineage: Eukaryota; Fungi; Ascomycota; Eurotiomycetes; Eurotiales; Aspergillaceae
Exons: 2
Coding region: 1-603 (200 amino acids)
Biological process (GO): proton transmembrane transport
Cellular component (GO): plasma membrane
Molecular function (GO): voltage-gated proton channel activity
Source: RefSeq, a predicted model, not a curated record